Messenger RNA from Acaromyces ingoldii, 1663 nucleotides. RefSeq lists its product as hypothetical. Lineage: Eukaryota; Fungi; Basidiomycota; Exobasidiomycetes; Exobasidiales; Cryptobasidiaceae. Bases 171 to 1646 code for a protein of 491 amino acids. The record is from RefSeq and is a predicted model, not a curated record. The transcript is spliced from 6 exons.
AGCGUCUGUGUGCCUGGUGGAGGAUAGCGCUAGAGGACUGGCGCUUGACGCGCUUCGCGCUUCUUUUUUUCUUGGGGACAGAUAAGACGUAUAUUUAGGUAGUAGGACAGCCAACUUCUUCUGGCCGGUCCUCCUCUCUGCAUCCCUCCGUUGCUCGACAAAAGGCAAGCAUGACUGCCAGUGAUGUAGCCUUCUUGCUCGCCAUUGCUGCUGCUCUGCUAUAUGCGGCUUCGCAAUCACCGCUCACGAGCCGCUACCUCUCGUGGUCGAAGACGCACAUCGCUCAGCCGGUGACGCAGGAGAAGGCAUACACACCAUGGCCUGCCCCAGAAGCUGAACCCUCGUUCGAUGUGGGCAAGGCUGUGGAGCCGAAGUUCCGCCCCUUUCGAUGGGGAGACUUCCGCCUCAGCAUGGGAAUCAAGCCGCUCGAUCCACUGAAAUGGCUCGAGCUGCACACCUCGUACCCGUCCUAUGCCCGCCUCCGUGCUGCUCGCCACGAGACGUACGGCUCCCGGUGCGUGCAGACGCUUCCCAGGCCCGACGACGGCAACAAGUUCGCUGCACUCGAAGUGGCCCGCGCUAUCGCUGCUUAUCUCGCCGCUCGAUACCCAUCGCUGUUCGAAGUAGAGCCCGCAGGAAGCGAACGGGCACAGGACGACGGCUGGAGCGUGAGAAGGGUCCGACGAAAGGCCAUGCCGUCUUACGGUCUGGCAGAGAAGACCUGGACAUUGAACGAUCUCUACGAGGGAGGCGAUGAUCCAAUGCGGGUCGCUGGCGAGCUCGUGCCGGACGACCUGGCGAUCUUGAAAGAGGAAGAUCUGACCGAAGACGAACGAAGGGGGUAUCCCUGUGGGAUUGAAAAGGCGCCAAAGAGGGCUCACAGGCUCGUUGCUGGCAGCAUCUGCACGGCCGGCUUCUGGAGGCUCGACGACAAGAUCGGUCUCUGUCUCCGAGAGAUCCACACCAGGGGCAAAGUACCCCACUUUGAUGAGAAGCUGUUGAACCCCCUCGAUCGCUUCUUCUCCAAACUCACGCCCGGCAAGCCCGUAGAGAGAAUCGACAACUUCUUCUUCCAAAUCAUCCGUGACUCUCAAAAGGGCGCCAUUGAACAGAUGGCAGACGGAAGCCUUGUGCCGGACAUUUUGAAUCCCGACGCAGGCCUCCACGAGUCCAUCUCGGGUCAGAGAGGAGGCGAAGGGCCUCGCGAGGUGCUUGACGCAACGCAGCUCUCUUGGAAUUGGACCAUCAAUGGCCCAGAGACGACCUUUGACCAGGUCACAAAGGGACCCAAGGAAGGCUCGGGGGUGAAGCCAGAAUCGCAGGCAGCAGAGAAUCCGGGCUGCGUCGUCAUGAGGGCUGAGAGGCAGACGUUGCGACGGAUGCCCCGCAGCGGCGCCAUCCUGUUCACCAUCCGCACAUAUCUCACACCCGUCGAACAAAUGGCAAACGAGCCAGGCGUGCCGGGCCGAUUGGCCCAUGCCAUGCGGGCCUGGCCUGCCGAGGUCGCGCGCUCCAAGGGCGGUGACCUCUAUCUGCCCGUUGUACUUCCUUACCUCGAUGCCAAGCACCAGUCCCAGCUCGAGAGCGGCGUCAUCAAAGACGAAGAGACUGAAAUGCAACGUAGCAGGACGUCGUUCCCCAUGUAGUUAUUCCUCGUACUCUC